Messenger RNA from Acomys russatus (golden spiny mouse), 1713 nucleotides. RefSeq names its product IQ motif and ankyrin repeat containing 1 (gene Iqank1). Gene Ontology annotation, molecular function: protein binding. Bases 1 to 1689 code for a protein of 562 amino acids. Gene Ontology annotation, cellular component: nucleus; cytoplasm. The transcript has 13 exons. The record is from RefSeq and is a predicted model, not a curated record. Lineage: Eukaryota; Metazoa; Chordata; Mammalia; Rodentia; Muridae. Gene Ontology annotation, biological process: regulation of barbed-end actin filament capping.
AUGUGCUGGCCUUGUGAGGCCUUCCCUAAUAGCCUGGGAACAGCCCUGGCUGGAAAGCCAAGAGAGAAUCUCCAGUUGCAGAAGAAGACAGGUCAGGUGUCCAGAGGGUCCUACUCUGAGAAGCCCAAGGUUCCUGCAGCGCCAACUGCAGAGGACAAAGCCGCUACUGUCAUUCAGUCUGCCUUCCGGCAGCAUCUUGCACGAAAGGAGCUGGCUCGCCGAAGGCAGGAGCGUCAGGAGUACCUGGAUGAGAUGGAGAAGCUGCAGAGAGAGGCUUACCUGGCCUUGGUGCGCAGGGAGCAGGAGGAAGCACGGCGACAGCGCGAGCAGGAGGAGGCGGCAGAGCGUGCUCGGCGGGAGGAGCUGCAGCGCCGCCGCCGCCUGCUGGAGGCUGCCUUCGAAGGGGACCUGGGAGAGAUCCGCGCCGUGCUUAAGGAGGUGGAGCAGCUGCUGACGCGCGAAGGCGUGGGCCACGACGAGGUGGGCAAGGCUCGGCGGCUGCAGAGGCGCGUGGCCACCGUGGAGUGCGAAGACAGCCACGGGAACACGCCUCUAUCCGAGGCGGCGGCGGGCGGGCAGGCCAUGGCCAUCCAGCUGCUGGCGGAGCUGGGUGCCAGCCCUAACAGCAAGGGCGCCUUCGGUCGCACACCGCUCUACCGGGCAGCCUUUGGAGGCCACCUGGAAGCCGUAGAGGUGCUGCUGAAGCUCGGAGCAGACCCUCGGGUAUACGCGGAUGACGGGAGCACUCCGGAGCAGGUGGCCUCCCUGGACACGGUGGCCAGCGUGCUGCAGUCGUGGGACCUGAGCCUCACAGAGGCCAUGCUUCAGAACAUGGAGGCUGAGCAGCAGCGCCGGGCCCAGGAGGCCCAAAAACACAAGGAGGCUGAGGCCAAGCGCAUCAACCUCAAGGUGCAGCAGCUGGCCAAGGAGCAGCAGAAGUGUCACAAGGAGCUACAACAAGCCUACUGUGAGCUCAAUCGGAGGAUCAUGGAACAUGACAAGUGUGAGAGGAAGUGCAUGGGCAAGACGGAGCUCACACUGCAGGCCAUCAAGGACGCAGAGGCCCAAGUGGACAGGUUGCGGCAGGAGGCACAGAAGGCCGAGGAGACACUGGCCAUGGCCAGGCUGGAGCUGAGGGAGCAGACCCAGGAGGACGAGGAGAUGGCAGCGCCUGGGCUCAAGUGCCAGGUCACGGAGCUUCAUGACGUGCUGAUGAAGGAUGUAGGUGACCGCAUCCGUGCGGAUGGACGGUGGCCUCUUGUCAUCGACCCUUCUGGUCAGGCAGCCACUUUCUUGAGAUACCAGGACACCAACUACGUGGACACCGUAAACCCAGAGCACAUGAGACCCGAGACGAUUCGGCUGGCUCUGCUGGGGGCACUCAGGUACGGGAAGCCACUGGUGUUUGACCUGCGUGAAGUGGACCUGUUUGCAGCAGUGCAGCAGCAGCUGGAGGCGGUGCAGCCUGGCCUGGCACAGGCACUGUUGAGUCGCGGGCUGCUGGCACAGGAAGGGUAUCUGUCACUGUUACGGCCCACUGACGGACCUGAGUAUGACCCCUCCCAGUUCCAAGAGGCACGCCUGGAGAACUUCCGCCUCUUCUUUGUCACCCGAGUUCAGUGGCCACCAGCUGACCAGCUGCAGCUCCUGCUCCCAAUCCAUGUGCAGCUGUCCAGGGGUGGCUUCUAGUUGUACCCCAAUAAAGCAUCUGUG